UUCAUCUGUAGCUUCAUGGUAGCAGCUCCCAUCUUUGGUUACCUGGGCGACCGCUUCAACAGAAAGGUCAUCCUGAGCUGUGGCAUUUUCUUCUGGUCCAUUGUUACUCUGCUGAGCUCCUUCAUCAGUAAAGAGUGCUACUGGCUGUUUGUGCUCUCCAGAGGACUGGUGGGCAUCGGAGAGUCCAGCUACUCCUCCAUCUCUCCCACCAUCAUAGGAGACCUGUUCACUAACAACAGCCGCACCAUGAUGCUCUCCGUCUUCUACCUGGCCAUCCCCCUGGGAAGUGGGCUGGGCUACAUCCUGGGCUCCAGCGCCAAGGUGGCUGCAGGAGACUGGCACUGGGCGCUGAGGGUGUCCCCACUUUUAGGGAUCACAGCGGGAACUCUGAUCCUGCUCUUUGUGCCCGAGCCGAAGAGAGGCAGCGCUGACCAGAUGGGACGCAUCAAGACCCGAACCUCCUGGGUCUGUGACAUGAAGGCACUGGCCAAGAACCGGAGCUACGUGUUCUCCUCCCUGGCGUCGGCGGCCGUGUCCUUUGCCACAGGUGCGUUUGGUAUGUGGAUUCCUCUGUACCUGGCCAGAGCCCAGGUGGUGCAGAAGACGGCAGAGGCCUGCACGAAGGAGAUCUGCAGCAGCACAGACAGCCUGAUCUUCGGCGCGAUCACCUGUGUGACGGGGCUGCUGGGUGUGGUCAUAGGAGCCGCCACCACACGACUGUGUCGCCAGAAGACCGAGCGAGCCGACCCGCUGGUGUGCGCCGUCAGCAUGCUGGGCUCUGCCAUCUUCAUCUGCCUCAUCUUUGUGGUGGCCAAGAAGAGCAUUGUUGGAGCUUACGUUUGCAUCUUUAUCGGAGAGACGCUGCUUUUCCUGAACUGGGCCAUCACAGCAGACAUUUUAAUGUUUGUCGUCAUUCCCACGCGGAGGGCCACGGCGGUCGCCUUUCAGAGCUUCACCUCUCAUCUCCUGGGCGACGCAGGAAGUCCGUACCUGAUAGGCCUGAUCUCCGACGCCCUUCAGCAGAGCUACGCUACGUCAGCACUAUGGCGGUUCCUCAGCCUGGGCUAUGCCCUCAUGCUCUGUCCCUUCAUCAUCGUGCUGGGGGGCAUGUUUUUCCUGGCCACGGCGCUGUUUUUCCUGGAUGACAGGGAGAAGGCCGAGAAACAGCUGAGCCAGCUGACACGGCCGACCUCCGCAGUCAAAGUAUGACCAGGUGACCAGCACAUGAGGGGCCUUCUGAAGGUGCAACCAACCUCAACAAGGAUGACAGAAUGGUGAUUAAAAAGCAAGGGCAGCUUCUUUAGAACCACGCUCAUGUCCUCGUCCCCCCGUCAUCCCCGCCAUGAUCAUCCUCCUGCUCUUCCUUCUACCCUCUGGCGGAGGCUGCUCAGAACUGGAAUGAGGGAGCGUCUUGCCCCUCCUUGAACGCCUCCGAAUCGCAGGCCGGUGAGAAGGUGCUCAGCUGUGUGCUGCACCAGCCUCCAGACAGCGAGCAUCCUCCUCACCUCUGUCUGCCAGGACCCACUGAACCUUCCAGGGAGGAGGUGGGGUGGACGGAUCCGCCGCGACCCCUCCCGACUCCUGAUACCAUACUACUGAAUGCUGACCAUGAACCUGCCCUGUCUGUCUGCCUGUCUGUCUCUUACGUGUCUGUCUGUCUCUUACAUCGGCUGUCAAUCUGCACCAAGUGCCAUAGCGUCAUUACAUUCCUUCAGACUUUGCACUGACCACCAACAACCCUCAUGGCUUCAUCCCCGGCCAUGUUUACAUGCACUCCGCGGUUCGGCCUGCAGAUGUGACGUGAUGAAGCCGUGCAUUCGCCUCGUUCAGCAGGUUAAAUGCCGCCCAAAGCUUCAUCGGUGUCUCUGUUGCGCCUCUGCAGAUUUUCCACCCUUCAUUCUGCCUGCCUGGCUCUCAGCACUUGGAGCCUGUAAACAGACAGAAGCUGUAAAAUUCAAGUUAUGUGGAGCAAGUGAUGCAACAGCAGCGAGCCGUGCUGGAGGAUCAGGCUCUCCAAGUGUUGUUUAUUGGUUCAAACAAGCCUCCAGUAAUGUGACUAACAUCACAUUACUCUGCACAUCGCCGUGGCAACAACAUAAAUUAUAAACAUCAAUUAAAGUUUUGUUGUGCAUGUAAACAUGGCGCCCAGAGCGUCACCAUUCAGAGGUCAGUGAAUCAGCCUUAAGAAUUGGAGCUUUCACAUCUACACGUGUUUCCUUUGAGCCCGUCUGUGUUUUUAUGUUUAGCUUUUAGCACUUACAUGCGUGUAGACAGUGCCACAGAACACGACAGAGAUUUCUGCACAUUAUUUUUCACAAGGAUUCUUGUGAUUUUUUUUCUUUUUUUCUGUGUAUGUUGGAUUUGAAACUGGAGGUUGCUGCCUAUGAUUGUUUCAGAAAGAUGAAGAUUCAGUCUGGGCGAUUUAAAGUGGACACUGGAUUAUGUAUUUAUAAUUUAUUAUACACAUGCUUUUCCCAAAAGUUAACGAUAUGCUACUCUUUUGACUUUAGAGGAGCAGCGCCUGUGUUUUUUUUUGUGUACACGAGAAGCAAUACGAAACCUUUAGAGGAAACCAACCGUUUUUUUUUUUAAUCCACACUGCCUUAUCAGUGAGCUGGGCUUCCCUUUAAAGGGGCAGCUCUCUGAUGGUUGGUUUUGAAUUUCUGCACACAACACCCACACAGAGACGGAGUCACUUUUAAUGAUGGAUUCCAGUCCAGUCCUCGCCGGUUACAAUAACAGGCUUUGUGAAAAGAGACCUUUCCCCUUCGCAGUUGUAGAUAUCCCAUUCCAUGAUUAGAAGAAAGGACCUUUGAAACGAGCCGGAGACGCAGUCGUCAGUUUAUUAGUGGGGGGGAAUCGGAAUCCCAGACAGGAGAGGAAAUCCUCCAGCCUCAGGUAUGGCUGAUGGCGAGCGCUUAGCCUUCUGAUAAACGAGGAAUUCAGCUUUGAAAUCAGCGUGUCCUCAGACAUCACAACCAGCCGCCUCCAACACCUGCACCACAAAAUGACAUAGAGAUUUACAUAAAAGUCCACCGCAGACCGUAAACAAGGAUGUGGACUCAUCACUCUAUGCAUUAAUUAGAGCAUCAAAUUGUCAUUAUGCAAAUUGAAUGCAGUCCCCCACAAACAAGAGAAGAAGUCGGCGAGGAGAGCUCCAGCUGACGAAGGUUUAGUCGUUACGAGGAUCCUCUCUGUAGAAUAUCACCCGGUGAAUACUGAAACCUUGAAGCCACUAAUGGAUUCAAAGGUUUUAAAACUCGUGCAUAAAGGGAAGAAAAGCACUUUGCAGACCUCCAAGAAAACACAGGAGGAGGAGGAGGAGGAGGAGGAUGGACUGACCUUAGCAGAGGAAGGAACAGGAGACGUUGAGGUGGUUCUUGUAGCAUGGAUGUGUGAGCAUGACUCACUGGCUGUGUGUGGGGUGCUGUGUGGGCUGUGUCCUUGCUGCCAGAUCAUUAGCUUUAGCUUCUCUCCAACUGCGUGGAGCUCUCUGAAUGUGAUUCUGUCCAACCUGACGUGUUUACACACCUUCAUCUUCUUAAUGAACUAAGCUUCUUACCUUCCUUUUAUCGAUUUUACUUUUUUUUUUUUUUUUAUUGUUACCAAAUGAGUUUUUUAAUAACUACAGUAGAGAUAUAUAUAUAUAGCUAUAUCACGCGGCAACUUUAAUAUAUUGUAAAUGAUGGCUUGGAUGCAAUGUAUUUAUUUGUUUGUUAUCAUAAUGAAGAAUAAUCUAUAAAGGGAAGUUUAAGGUUUGAGUAUAUUACACUCUGUUGUGUGUCAUUGGGUUUUAAAUGCCUAUUUGUUCAUCUUUUUGUAUCACAAUGAAACAACACAAUACCUUUUUACAUCACUAAGAUUCAUCCUGUUUACUGUGAUCAUGAAUUGGACGCGUCUCUCUCACACACAUACACAAGAAAACAAACGAGCAGUGUGGUGGUUUAUUGGUCUCAUUGUGAGGAUGCAACACGUUCGUAGCUCAUGUAUGUGUUUUUCUUUUGUUCUUUUUUUUUAAUUUAAUUUUUUUAGAACAACUGAUCAAACCAUUUUGCACACUUAAUGUUCAGGGAUUGAUUUGAACCACGGCCUAGCAGCAGCUUCAGAGCCAGUCUGUCGCUUCAUGCUCACAGUAAGUGCUGACACGUCGUCGCCCGCCACCCGAGGAGACGUCGGCUCUGGUCGGAUGGGUCAUGAAUCCAGCAUCACUUUGCCAAAAUUAAGUUGAUUUAGCACCAAUCCUUUAGUUUGUCGUAUCGAGUAAUUCUGUGUUAAUAAUCACUGAAGUGAUGUAUUGAGAAUGUGCUAUUUCUUGUCAUACAAGAAUCCUGUAUAAAGAAACCUAUUUCUGAUGUUGAGCAGAAAACAGAGGUUAUUUUUAUUUUUAGAGCAAGUCAAUACAAAAUAAGUGUCAGAGAAAUCAAAGGAUAUUAUUCUAGAACUGAACUGUGAUGCUCCCGCGGGGGGUUGAUAGAACAUGUACAUGUCUGUAAAUCAAAUAAACCUAUUUAAUCACUUCA
Messenger RNA from Stegastes partitus (bicolor damselfish), 4520 nucleotides. RefSeq names its product protein spinster homolog 2. The transcript is spliced from 11 exons. Gene Ontology annotation, molecular function: sphingolipid intramembrane carrier activity; transmembrane transporter activity. Bases 16 to 1209 code for a protein of 397 amino acids. Gene Ontology annotation, cellular component: membrane. Gene Ontology annotation, biological process: lipid transport; sphingosine-1-phosphate receptor signaling pathway; transmembrane transport. The record is from RefSeq and is a predicted model, not a curated record. Lineage: Eukaryota; Metazoa; Chordata; Actinopteri; Pomacentridae.